GCCGAAUACACACAAGCCAGGCGACUGGUCUGGCCUGCCUGUCUGCAAGCCUUCCUCCUAGAAGUCUGCGAUCCCUUUGAACUAUGGGAGACCUACCACCCGACCCUGAGCCCCCUCCUCAGCCGACCUCCAGCCGUAGGAAUUCCCAGGUCUCCGAGCGGCGGCGCAGUCGGGAACACUCUAGGCCCCAGCCCACAGUCCCUGAAGAGGUGCAGCAGGUACCGCUUGACGCUCAGAUCCUGCGCAGCAGUCGGGAGAUGGUGUCGAACCAGAUCAACCGGGGCUGGUCACAAGGGGCCAGUCUGACCCCAAAUGAGAACUUUAUUUUUCAGGCCGAGGAAGCCCAGCGGGGGGGCAUUGAAUACCCUUCCCUGAAUACGGGCUUUCCCUCAGAGGUACAGCCCCAAACUUACCCGAGUGAAGGCAGGCUCCAGGCCAGCCACAACGCCAGCCUAAUGCUGCAGCAGCUACAGCAGGGCAAAGGCAACCUAUUCCAGCAACUGGAGUCUGCCUACCAGGAGCCCCGGGCUGACCUCUUGGGCCAGUACACCGGGUACCAGAGAGAAGACCUGCAGUUCAGCCAGGGCACCCAGCAUGGGCCCUACCUACGGGAUGACCCUGCGCUCCAGUUCUCGCCCUCUGAGCUGGGCUUCAUGCCCUUCAAUGUGGAGGUGCGUGAGCCAGACCCUCGAGAGCUGGCCGUGCAGAACGCCAAGGCCUACCUGCUGCAGACCAGCGUCAAUUGCGACCUCAGCCUGUAUGAGCACCUGGUGAACCUGCUGACCAAGAUCCUGAACCAGCGGCCCGAGGACCCCUUGUUCCUCCUGGAGUCGCUGAACCGCACCACUCAGUGGGAGUGGUUCCACCCCAAGUUGGACACGCUUCGAGACGACCCGGAGAUGCAGACCACCUAUGAGAUGGCCGAGAGGCACAAGGCGCUGUUCAGCCAGAGCGGCGGCGGCGAGGGCGAACAGGAGAUGGAGGAGGAGGUGGCAGAGACGGCCGUGCCCAACAUCAUGGAGAAGGCCUUCUACUUCGAACAGGCCGGCGUGGGCCUGAGCUCAGACGAAAGUUUCCGCAUCUUCCUGGCCCUGAAGCAGCUAGUGGAGCAGUGGCCCGUCCACACCUGCCGCUUCUGGGGCAAGAUCCUGGGGCUCCAUCGCAGCUACCUGGUGGCUGAGGUGGAAUUCCGGGAGGGCGAGGAGGAGGUGGAGGAGGAGGAGGUGGAGGAGGUGAUGGAGGGCGGCGAGGUCAUGGAGGCGCACGGCGAGGAGGAGGGCGAGGAGGACGAGGAGAAGGUCACCGACGUCAUCCCCAAGCCCACGUGGAAGCCGCCGCCCGUCGUCCCCAAGGAAGAGAGCCGAAACGGCGCCAACAAGUACCUGUAUUUCGUGUGCAACGAGCCGGGCCGGCCGUGGGUGAGGCUGCCCCACGUCACGCCGAUCCAGAUCGUGCAGGCCCGCAAGAUCAAGAAGUUCUUCACUGGCUUCCUGGAUGCGCCGGUCAUCAGCUACCCGCCCUUCCCGGGCAACGAGGCCAACUACCUGCGGGCCCAGAUCGCCCGUAUCUCGGCCGCCACACACAUCAGCCCCCUCGGCUUCUACCAGUUCGGCGAGGAGGAGGGCGACGAGGAGGAGGAGGGCGGUGCCGGGCGCGACUCUUACGAGGAGAACCCCGACUUCGAGGGCAUCCCGGUCCUCGAGCUGGUGGACUCCAUGGCCAACUGGGUGCAUCAUACGCAGCACAUCCUGCCACAGGGCCGCUGCACUUGGGUGAACCCUUUGCAGAAGACGGAGGAGGAGGAGGAGCUGGGGGAGGAGGAAGAGAAGGCAGAUGAGGGAAUAGAGGAGGUGGAGCAGGAGGUCGGGCCCCCGCUGCUGACGCCACUCUCAGAAGAUGCAGAAAUCAUGCACAUGUCACCCUGGACCGCCCGCCUGUCCUGCAGCCUCAGCCCGCAGUACUCCGUGGCUGUCGUGCGCUCCAAUCUCUGGCCAGGGGCCUAUGCCUACGCCAGUGGCAAAAGCAUGGAAGAGGUAUGCUUGCUUUUGCCAGCGCCCUUCUUCUGGCCACACCCUAACUUGCCAGCAUCCCUCUGAAAGCAAAGGAUCCAAACUUGGAGCUCCACUCACCCACCCAUCCUCCAACCCCCACUUACCCAACCACCCAUCCACCCUCCCAUCCACCACCCAACGAUGCAUCCAUCUCGCCACUUUUUUUCUUUAUAAAAGAUUCUUGAAUGUCACCGUUUACCAGCUGUACGCUGGGCCCCAAGUACUUUGUUGAAAAAGCAGAUAUGGAUCCUACUCUGGGAGCAGGCAGAGGAAGCAUAGGUGUUAGAUGUACAUCAAGCCUCACCCUCCCUCACCCCCUUACCCCCAUGAAAUAUCCUGUUACAAACUAAGAGAAGUACCACUGGGGAGAGUGGAGGGACCAAUGGCAGCUCAUACCUGUCAUGUCUUGAGGGGAUCAAGGAAGGAUUCCUGGGAAAAGCAGCCUUGAUCGGAAAUCUUUGGGGGAAAAAAAGAAGUAACUAGGGGAAAAGCAGGCAGAAGGACAUUCUAGACCAGAGCUUCCCAAACUGUGAGUGGGUAGGACUCACCAGGGGCUCUGGUUAAAGCUCAGGUUCUGGUCGCCUGGGUCUGGGUUGGAGCACAAGACUCUGCCUUCCUAGCAAGCACAACCUCCUGGGUGAGGCUGCUGGUUCCUGGACCCCAGGAACCAGGGCUGGCAGAGGUCAGGGGCUUCCAAGGAAGCAGUGUAUUUGAAGGCUCCGAGGAAGACCCGGAGGAAAAUGAUUCUCGAGGGAAAAACAAGGCUAUGAAAAUAAGGUCAAAUCCAAACUGCUCCCCGUGGCAAACUCUCUGCCUCUCUCCCUGUCUCUUAGUCCGCUCCCUUUCCCCCCAUCUACUCCUCUUUCCUUCUCCCAUUAAAAUUCUGGGGAGAGGUGAAUUGGUGGGCCUGGGAUGCAACCAAUUAUGCCCUUGUUUAUUAUCAGUCUCCUCUCUCUAGAAUGUAGGCACCACAGCAGGAGUUCUUG
Messenger RNA from Balaenoptera ricei (Rice's whale), 3037 nucleotides. It is a transcript of the gene RSPH6A, whose product is annotated as radial spoke head 6 homolog A. Gene Ontology annotation, cellular component: axoneme; radial spoke. The record is from RefSeq and is a predicted model, not a curated record. Gene Ontology annotation, biological process: cilium movement involved in cell motility; axoneme assembly; cilium assembly. NCBI's taxonomy places the organism in Eukaryota, Metazoa, Chordata, Mammalia, Artiodactyla, Balaenopteridae. The transcript has 6 exons. Bases 84 to 2096 code for a protein of 670 amino acids.